AUGAAGUUCAUUUCAAUCGGAAGUUCCCCAUUCCAUUCAACCAAUCCUCAGGUCUUUUGUAACUCUAAUUCGGCGCGAGAAGAGUUCAUGUUAAAAAUUUUGAAUAGAAGAUGGACAUUGAUGAAUCCAGAUGCUAAAGUUCACCAAAUAAAGGUUUCUACUUUAAAAACACAACAGCAUUGUGAUUCACUUGGGAAGUUUUCCUUUGCCAACAAUCCACAUCCUUCGUUGGGAGAGAAUGUAACGAAAUGGAACAAUGUGAAGUCUUCGUUUUAUAUUGUUCGUGAUGAUUUGUUGCAUCCCCUAGUGAAUGGAAAUAAGGCAAGGAAACUUGAUGCGUUGCUUCCACUCGUUGAAGAUCAUUUGGGAACCGAUGUGGUCACAUGUGGAGGUUGCCAAAGUGCACAUGCUGCAGCUGUUGCUGUUUCAUGUGCAGAGAGGGGACUAAAAGCACAUUUACUAUUACGUGGAGAAAAACCUCAGAUUGUAACGGGAUACAAUUUAAUUUCCAUGCUAUAUGGAAUUGUCACUUAUGUUCCAAGGUCUUUAUACGCAAAUAGGAAAGAAAUGCUAUCCUCUCAUGCUGAUUCUUUAGGGGGGAGGGUUGUAUGUCUUGAUGACUUAAUUAAGUCUUCAAAUAUAGAUCACGUGCAGCACUCGAAUUCAAAGAAGAUAGUCAUUGUUAAUGAAGGUGCAGGAGAUGCCAUUGCAUUGCCUGGCUUGAUUCGCCUUGUGAAGUACUUGUCACAAGAUCACAUAUUUGGAAAAAUUCAGCCUCUGAAAAUUGUUGUGGACGCUGGUACUGGCACUACUGCUGUUGGUUUAGGAAUCGGAGCCUUAUGUUUAGGGCUCCCAUGGGAAGUAACUGCAGUGAUGCUGGCUGACACCAGAGAAGGGUACAGAAAACAAGAGGAACGUUUGAUAUCUGAGUUAUGUCAAUGUUUUGACUUACCUAUUACACACACUGGACUUGUAAAUUGGGUAGAACGUCAGCUUCCAAGGAAAUUUGGGAACGUGUUGAGAGGGGAAAUAGAAGCAUGCCAACAAAUUGCUCAAGAGACUGGUGUUUUAGUUGAUCCCAUAUAUACUUUGGCUGCAUGGGAGCUAGCAACUCAACUUAGUCAAGAGGAGAAAAAAGGUGUGAAAGUGGUUAUGCUUCACACUGGUGGUACACUUGGUAUGUUUGGGUUAGCUCAGCGAUACAAGUCUUACUUCUAGACUUGCGUUCUCAAGACAGGCAUCUCAAGUUAGCAACAGUUCUCAUUGUAAUGAAAAUCUAAACAAACACCGACACUACACAUUUGAGAAUGCAAAAUGGGAGGUCGAACAGCAUGGUUUGAUGUGAUGGGGUAAUGGGUCAAAAGGUAAUUUUUGUCGCAGCAGCAAUGAGCAGCCCAGAUUGAUGUGAUGCAAUCCUUGUUCAUAUAUCAUUAAUAGUUGCAUUCAUAUAAAAGUUUUUCACAUGUCUAUAAACAUUUUAUAUCAUUGAUAGUCCAGUUAUAAUUAUUAAAGAUUGGAGGUGCACUAACCA
Molecule: messenger RNA, 1531 nt
Organism: Erigeron canadensis
Lineage: Eukaryota; Viridiplantae; Streptophyta; Magnoliopsida; Asterales; Asteraceae
Product: D-cysteine desulfhydrase 2, mitochondrial
Exons: 7
Coding region: 1-1218 (405 amino acids)
Molecular function (GO): D-cysteine desulfhydrase activity
Source: RefSeq, a predicted model, not a curated record